UUUUACUAAUGGUUUUUCAGUGUAGUAAAAUAUACUUCUAAGAUCAUGAAGAGGAUCUUUGGUAAUACUUAAUUUCUCCAAAGAGAGGCACAAUCCAGAUGCCAUUGCGUCAUAAUAAAGAGACUGCAUAAAAAGGACAUUUAUUCUACUUUGAUAAGAUAUGAUUCUUCUAAGGGUGGUUAUCGUUGGUGCUAGUGGAGUUGGCAAAAGUUCAAUUGUGACAAAAUUUUGCAGUGAUACACUUGCAGUUGGCUCAUCAGUCUUAGGCUGUGAUUUCAGAACAGAUACUAUGGAUCACAAAGGUUCAAAAUACAAGUUACAAAUUUGGGACACUCCUGGAAACGAAGAGUCUUGGACUUCAAAUUGUUGUUCAGCAGACAUGAUUAUAAUAGUUUACGAUGUUGGUAAACAAAGUUCUUUUGAUAUGAUUGAUACAUUUAUUUCUCAAAUUAAAAAGUACGGUAAAGAAGAUGUACCCUAUGCGAUUGUUGCAAAUAAAGCUGACUUGGAAUGCUGGGAAGUUAAGAUAAAUCCCAAAGAUACAAGAGAAGCUCUUUUUUUUCUGGAAACGUCGUGUAAAACAGAUUUAAAUAUCAGGGAAUUAUUUCAAAGAGUUGUUGAAUGUUGUCAUGAUGCGAAGCAAGAACAGAUAGAACAGAUAAAGCUGAAUGAUAACAAUUAUAGCUCUCUGUGUGUAACUGUUGCAUGUGCAAGUUAUAAAAUGCCCAUAUCAACGUACAACAUAACGUUUGAUGGAUUUCUAAAGAACCCAUGUCUAACAAAGAUUCCAUAUGAUUUAUUAGUAGGUGUCUCUGAAGCAUUAGUAAAUUGUAGUAAAAGUGGUUUCUUAUCGAUGAAAGGUAUUCUGAUGUAUCACAAGUAUUUUUUUGUAUUGCGAGAAGAUUUUUUAUAUUGGUUUAAAAACAAUAAAAAUGCUACAUGUAUCGACCAAUUGGAUUUAAAUAGUUGCAUAUCUGUUAUGCAAAAGAAGUGUCAAUACAUACAUAUUAGUUACUACAGCAAAUCAAGUGGAAAGAUUGAAAAUAUGCGUUUAUAUGCACACAACAAAAAAGAAUGUGAAGAAUGGUUAAAUUUGUUAAAAACUAAGCAGCAGAAAGAAGACACAGAGCAUGAAGAUAGCCACAAACCAAAGAAAGAUAUGAUGCCUUUGAAUAUUAUCGGGAGAUUUCAGUUUAGAAAUGAUGAAGAAAUUAAUGUGACUAUUUCAAAGCAAUCAAAUGAAGAAUGUGUGUUACAAUGCAUACCAAAGUGGUUGUUGGGCCUCGUUUUUGAUUUUUCUGCUUCAUUUCAAUUUCCACUAAAAAGUUUCAGGUAUUAUAAAGACACAGAGACAAGCAAAAAUUUUUUAUUGAUUAGUACUGACACUCACAUGAGACUUUGGUUUAGACCGAAAGAUGAAAGAUUAUUCAUUUCGAAACUGAUUUCUAUAUUUGGCGAAUAUGCAUUUGGUGGAAUGGUGACAACGUCUGUUUUGAAUGAAACAUUUAAAAUUAUCUACAAAAUUGCUUGCUUGCAGUUACAUGUUUCUCCUGUGAAACGUAUCCUCGACCUUAUCGAUGAAAGUAUCAAGAACAAGAAAUCAAUACAUGAACUAUGUUUGCGUAGAUGUCGAAUUAUUUCACAAGACAUCUAUGCUAUUACUCAUGCUUUGUCGUUCUACCCUGGCAUAACUUUAAUAGAUUUAAGAAGUACACGUAUGACCAGUAAAGGUCUUGUGUAUUUACUAAAAGCACUUUGCAAGUACAAGUGGUUACAGAGUUUAGAUUUUGGACAAAAUGAAGCUAUUGAUUCUCGUGAAACAAGAUCUGCUCUACAAGAGUAUUUAUCCAAUGCACACUUAAAAUGCAUAAAGUUUAUGAAUACAGAUGUUGGAAAUGUAACAUUUGAUGUAUUUUUUCAGUCCUUAAAGACUCACAAAACGCUUACUGAUGUUGAUAUUGCAUUUAAUGUUGUUGAUGAUGUAAAUUGUGAUGCUAUCUCUGAAGUUAUUAUCCACAACACAAAAUUGGAAAAACUGCUCAUGUGGCAUAGUCAUAUCACUGAUCAUGGUGCCAAUGUAUUGAUAAAUGCUGUAAACCAACGACCGAUGGAUUCACCACAUUUGUGUCUAGAACUCCAUGGUUCUCAAUAUAUACAUAAAGAAACAAUGAAACAUUUUGACGAAUGUGUUAGAUUGAAAUGUCAAUCCAAAGUAAGCAGAAAGGUUAAGGUAUUGGGACAAAGCUCGGAUUUUGUGGAAACACUUACUGGAAACAAAAUUAAGGAAAUUGUGGGUAAAACUUCUAAUGGUGAAGAAAUAGAAAAGGAAAUUGAAAAGCUCAAAUUAAAAGAAGAAAUUCAAUCAAAAGAAAAGGUUGAAAGGAAAGGACUUGCUCGCAUGAAAUCUAAUCUUAAGAACAACUAUGUGUCUCCACUUGAUGACUCAGAAAAAAUGGUUGCGUAUGUGCUGGACCAAAAGUUUAUCGGCGAAAGAGCUGAUGGGUUGUAUUUUUCAGAAAUUCUGCUGGACGAUCAUGGUAAGGCAAAAGAAUUAUGGGCUUCAUGUAAUAGGUGCGAUCAUCCUGUGCUGGACGUGGUAGCAUAUUAUUGUAAUAAUAACACACGCAAGAAUAUACUGGCUGAUGUAAACACAGCUUUAGAAGAAUGUGGAUUUCUUGGACUUGUGAUUGAAGAGGAAGAAAUUCAUCCGAUUCAAAAAGUGGAACACUGUACUGAUCUUGGUGACUUUGAUGCCAACAGACGACAGAUAUUUUCAAUGAUAUCAACUCAAAUUGGUUUCGAAGCAAGGUAUUUGUCUCAUUUCUUGUUGGACUUUGAUGACAUACUGGCCAUUUCAGUUGCUAAUGAGGGAAAUGUGACGGCGUACACUAGUGACGUGCUGGUAAAGUGGUACAUGAGGACGAGAAAAGAACUGCGAACUUGGAAAAACUUGCAACGUGUUCUGAAGUUCUUGGGUAAAGGUAAAUUGAUUGAAGAGAUUGAAUUAGAAUUUAAGGUCUGAACCUAACUAUUUUAAGUGUUUUCUUCUAUGAUUUCUUUUCUUUUAAAAAACACUUAAUAAUAUUUUAGAAUUAGGAUUCUUUAAAUACAAUUUUUAAUUUUUAAUCAUCGUAUUUAAGUUCUUCAACUUGACUCCAGAAUCUUUUUGAUUUUUUUUAUUUUUUUUUAUUUAACUUUAUUUAACUAUAUUUUUUAUUUAACUAUAUUUUAAUUUGUUGAUCAAGGGAGAAAGGUGUGGUUCAAAAAUGAGUGGUCAAAAUGGUCUACAAUUUAUUAACUGUUUUAUGCUAAAGCAGUAUUUAUUUUGCUCAAUUAUUUUUUAUAAAACAUUUAAGUCCACAUUCUAAAGUUCAUGGGUAAAGGUAAACUUAUUGAGGAUAUUGAAUUAGAUUUUAAGGACUGAACCUAACUAUUUUAAGUGUUUUCUUCUAUGAUUUCUUUCCUUUAAAAAAACACCUAAACAAUAAAAUUUCAGAAUUAGGAUUCUAUAAAUAGAAUAUUUGAUUUUUAAUUAUCACAUCUCAGACAUCUAACAAACUUGACUUUAGAUUCUUUUUAAUUAACUUUAUUUUUUAUGUGGGUAAAACUAUAUAUGUGUGGCCUAAAAUGGUCCACACUUAAAGAACUCUUUUAUGCUAAGUCAGUAUUUAUUUUGAUUAAUUAUUUUUUUAAAAGAUUUAUGUCCACAUUCUUUGUAUUUAUUUCUUAGGUGUGUAUUUAAAAUUUUGUACAUAUAUCAUUUUAGUUGCACAUAUUUUAUAAGCUUGUAAAUAUGCUCACUUCUAAUUGUGUAUUAUAGAUAUUUUUUUAAGGAAUUUAUAGAAUUAUAAAUAACACCAUGUUAUAAAUAUUCCAGCAGUGAAUAGUUUUAAAUUUUAAUCGUUGUAAAAAUUGUAUGUUUUAGUCCAAGAACAAAUAUUGUUUUUUGCAGCACAAACAAAAUAAACAGUGCUAAAACAAUAUAACAUUUUUUAAAUUUUACAAUUUUUCAAUAGAAUACACUUAACAAUUUUUUUACAAAACACUUAUUUGUUAUCUAGCAUAGUAAAUGGUACACUUCCUAUUUAUUUAUACUUGUCCAGAACUGUACUCACAUAUUGUAAAUACUUGCACAUAAUAUCUAUCUAUCUAUAUAUUAUAAAUGUUUGUAUCACUUUUUCACCCUUAUGAGGUUGGUCUUAUUUAAAAAAAAAUGUGACAAAAUUUAGCAGUGAUACACUUGCAAUUGGCUCAUUAGUCUUAAGCUGUGAUUUCAGAACAGAGACUAUGGAUCACGAAGGUUCAAAAUACAAGUUACAAAUUUGGGACACUCCUGGAAACGAAGAGUCUUGGACUUCAAAUUGUUGUUCAGCAGACAUGAUUAUAAUAGUUUACGAUGUUGGUAAACAAAGUUCUUUUGAUAUGAUUGAUACAUUUAUUUCUCAAAUUAAAAAGUACCAUAAAGAAGAUGUACCAUAUGCAAUUGUUGCAAAUAUAGCUGGAAUGCUGGGAAGUUAAGAAAAACCCAAAAGAUACAAGAGAAGCUCUUUUUUUUCUGGAAACGUCGUGUAAAACAGAUUUAAAUAUCAGGGAAUUAUUUCAAAGAGUUGUUGAAUGUUGUCAUGAUGCGAAGCAAGAACAGAUAAAACUGAAUGAUAACAAUUAUAGCUCUCUGUGUGUAACUGUUGCAUGUGCAAGUUAUAAAAUUCCCAUAUCAACGUACAACAUAACGUUUGAUGGAUUUCUGAAGAACCCAUGUCUAACAAAGAUUCCAUAUGAUUUAUUAGUAUCUGUCUCUGAAGCAUUAGUAAAUUGUAGUAAAAGUGGUUUCC
Messenger RNA from Hydractinia symbiolongicarpus, 4832 nucleotides. RefSeq lists its product as uncharacterized. Lineage: Eukaryota; Metazoa; Cnidaria; Hydrozoa; Anthoathecata; Hydractiniidae. The transcript has 12 exons. Gene Ontology annotation, molecular function: GTP binding; GTPase activity. The record is from RefSeq and is a predicted model, not a curated record. Gene Ontology annotation, cellular component: Golgi apparatus; endosome. Bases 161 to 3022 code for a protein of 953 amino acids.